Magnolia sinica is the source of this 7341-nucleotide messenger RNA. Its product is annotated as increased DNA methylation 1-like. Gene Ontology annotation, molecular function: acyltransferase activity, transferring groups other than amino-acyl groups. The transcript is spliced from 9 exons. The record is from RefSeq and is a predicted model, not a curated record. NCBI's taxonomy places the organism in Eukaryota, Viridiplantae, Streptophyta, Magnoliopsida, Magnoliales, Magnoliaceae. The coding region runs from base 631 to 6528 and encodes 1965 amino acids.
CUCAUUUUUAGCAUAACAUGCUAAUCCAUGCAAGAGGUCGGUCGCUCCAUGGAACUUAUCCAGGCAAAAAUCCGAUCUAGGAAACGGUAGUAAAAUCAACGAUUGAAAUCAUGUCUACAUGUGUGGCCCAACGCAAGAUCGUAACUGAUUCAUGUUUGAUUCAUACAUUCCAAUGCACAUUAGAGAGGGAGCGAACAUUAUUUGGCAAAAAUCUCCACAGGUCCAAAACCCCCACAGCAUAUACAUAGUAUUAUUAUUAUUUUUUUGGUUCUGUACGGUUGGGUUUGGGUUUUGAGUAGGCGAUGAAGCCAAAGGAGCCUCCUUUUUACCUUCUGUACCUCUACCUUCGCUCCUUCUCUCCUUCCCAGCUACCGAAACCCAACCCUAACCCUAAACCUGAUUUUCUUCCGCUUGGAGAAUCCAAGCCCCGUUUCCGAGCAGCAAUGACUGAAUGGCAUAAACGGGAUUCUUUCCUAGAUGAGGUCAUCAGGGAUUUGCUGCUGGACCUGCAACCAACAGAUUGUUUGUUUUUCGCUUCAUGAAAUCCCUCAACGUGGGAUUUCACUUCAAAUCAUUGGGUGAGAAACUCCAUCGUUUGUUCGAUGUUUGGACACCUUUUUCUGUGAGAAAAUGUCAGGGAAAAGAUCGAAGUCAAGGAGAGAAUUCACAAAGGAAGAGUCGAUGAAGGUGUUGUUCGGGGAAGAAAUUGCCGGUUUGCAUGAUGAUGGGUUUGAAGGAUCAAACAACGAGCGACAGAUAUUCAUGGAAGUUUUCUAUGGAAACGAGAAGGGAAAUGGAAGUAAGAGGUGUGUUGUUACUGGUGCUAUUCAUUUCGAAGCAGAUGAGAGUAAGCCCUUGAAUGCAUUGUCCUAUGUGAAUUGUGAACAUUCGAGUCUAACGAGUUUGUCUUCCGUUAAAGAAUCUUUAGGAGAGGAUGUCGGUGCUGUAAAUGAGGGGUUUGGACAUGAGAAUGUAAAGCGUAUAAAGCUAUCUGGGGAACUUCCUGACCAUGAGAAUAGAGAGCCGAGUUAUUGUUUGCUUGAUGCUCGGAAGGAUUUGGUUCAAUUGGAAUCAUCAACGGAACUCGCCUCUGUUGUGGCCGCACCAGGUCUUUACAGCAUUGGCGACACAAUAGCGUGCCGCUUGGUUGAAUCUUCUAGUUUGGGCAUUAUAUCAAGUUGUGUUUUGCUUAAGCAUCACGGAGAAAUGGAUGUUAGCAGUGGGGCAGAUAAUGCGAAAGCCUCUGAUGAUAUUAAACUAGCAAGGUCAGUUGGAAGAGAUGCUGAGGAAAUUACCAAGCCGAAAGUCGUCACCUCGCCUGUUUCUCAGGAGAGCUUUGCAUCCAGGCAUUUGCCACCAGAUACAGUUACUGCAGUUGAAGACAUGCCUUUUGCUCUUUCUUUUAAAGUUGUCACAGAAGAACCCCGGGAUUCCGAUCUUUUGAAGUCAGAUUCAGUUAAUGUGGCCUGGAAGAGGGAUUUUAUAAAGAAGCUCCGUCCACGUCUUCGUGAACAUAUCAAACGUAUUCUGUUGGCUGCCGGCUGGGAAAUUGAAUUGCGUCAAAGGAAAAACAGGUUGUCUUAUAUGGACACAGUUUAUAUAACACCCACAAUGAAGGUUAUAUGUUCACUACCUUCAGCUUGGAAAUCUUGUGGUGAUAGCUUGUUUCCUGGUGGAACUUAUUCAAUGCAGGAAGAUAAUGGGCGGCAGUGGACGGAUGUCAAUGUGUUUUGGUGCGACUUAUCAGAUACCCUAGCAUAUAUUGAAAAAGAGAUGCAGAAAAAGAAAUCUUCUGUUUCACUGCAGCAAAGAUGGAAUUUUCUAAAUCCUUUUGUGACCAUGGUAUUCAUUGACAAAAAGAUUGGUGUUCUGAAAGCGGGGAGGCCGGUGAAAGCUAUCGGAGGUGUUUCAGUUGAAUUGAACAAGAAUCAGGACAUGAUUUCUCCAAUAGAACAUAUAGAUGGGGGCAGAAAUCAGCUCAUGGAGAUGGAUGGGGACAGAAAUCAGCUUGUGGAAACCUCUUCAGAUCAAUUGGGCAGCUUAAAUGAGGGUUCGGUCCUAGCUCUCGAGUCAGAUAGCUUAUGUACCCAGGUGGAUGCUUGCCUCCACGGCACUCCUAUAGUUGCUGAAAGUACAGAGACAGUGGCAGAGGGGAUUGAAAAUGUUUCUAAUCAUCGGGAUGCCGGUGAAAGGUUCUCUAUCUCCUGUGAACGGAAUCACAGAAAUGAAGAUUUUCAAUCCAUCUGUACAUCGGGAAAAACAAAUAGGAAGCUUUUUCAUGAUGGAGAUGUAUGUGAAAGAAGCCUUAAAAGCCUGGCCAGGAGCAUCCAGAAUGGUUCGGCUGAUGCUACAGAUUUGGGUAGCAAGAAGGGGAUUUUGUCAGAAAGUGAGCCAAAGAGAACGACCACAUCAGCAUGUUAUUCAGCUGUUGUUGAGGAGUCUCACUCUGAAGACUUGCUUGUGGAUGGUGUUUUGGUCAAAGAACCAUCAAAAUCCCAGGUCAUGAAGUUGGCUGGAAGUGCUUCUAUGAAUAGAACUGUUGAUUGCAGAGUAGAAGGAGAACCGACACCCCUCGGUUUGAAUGUUGAAAUUGAUGUGACGGAUAUGCAAGAGGCAAAGGAACAGACAUGUGAAAUUAUAAUACCUACUGAACAUAAUCAACAAUGUAAAAAAUCGACAAUUCAACUGCAGAUGCCAUGCUCACAUCCCCAGGAGGAGAACUUACCUCAUGGAGUGGAUGAGAAAUGCAACAAUAAGGUGCUGACUCAUGACAACACACUGGUUACUGUCCAAGGAAUUACCAUGCUGCCGGAAAUGGAGUCUUCUGCUUGUCGGAGUAGCCCCAGCAGAGAGUUUCCUUGUUUCAAUCUGGUUGAUAAGGUCAAAGUUAAUCUCGUUCUUUCAGUCCACCAAGAAGACACCAUUUUGUCAGAUAGGGAAAUGGACUCGGAGGGGUUACAGCCUUCUGAACAUCUUGAAGAAGAGACUCGGAGUGUUUUUGAAGCUUCUGCAACAGAGGAUGCAUCUGCAGCAGCACCAGAAAUUGGUUUGAUGAAAGAGACACAGAAGAAGUCUAAGAAGAGAUCAUACAUUAAGGCAGUCAAAUCAUAUCACAAGUACAAGAAGGAUGUUCUUUUGACACCUAAUAAGGUUGGAUCACAAAGUUCUAAUUUCAUAAAUUUUGACAGGGGCCAAGAAGUUACUCGUAAUUCUAAAAGAAGACAAAAAAUAUAUGGAAGUAUGAUACCUUCUGGAUGCAAUGCAAAGUUGGCCAUAGGUAGCCAUCAAUGUGAAGAAGUCAUGGUAGAAAAGCAGAUACCAUUUCUUUUCCUGCAUGAGAAUUUAUGUAAUGGAGUGAAUGAGAACUGCAUGAAAGAGGUGUGUGCUCACGAGAACUCAUUUCAUACUGCCAAAGGACAUGCUGUACAGAAGCAGUCUUCUGUUUAUAAUGGUAGCUGCCCCAGCAGAAAACUCCUUUCUUUCAAUAUAGAUGGCAAGGAUGAAGAUGGUCUGGAUUUAUUGGUCCACCAGAAAAGGCCAAUGCAAUUGGAAAUGGAAACACGCUCAGUGGGCUUGCAGCAGUUUGAGUUUCAUGAAGAGGAGCUUGACAUUACAUUUGAAGCUUCUAAAUCUAAGAAAGAGGGCAGCGCGUCUGCAGCAACAACAGAAGUUGGUUCGACAAAAAAGGUACGUAAGAAGUCUAAGAAGAUAUCGGAAAUUAAGGCUCCCAAAUCAUUCAGUCAGCAUAAAAAGGCAGAUCUACCCCUCCCUCCGAAGGUCGAAUCCCCAAAUGUCAAUUUCACAAAUUUAGAUGGAGACUUUGAUGACUUUACUCAUGGUCAUUUAAAGAAAAGUGAGAAAUGGUCUAUAGGUAGUUGCAGGAAUGAUAGUCCCAACACAUCAUCUGUCAGCUCUUCCCAGAAUCGACAUGUGAGCUCAUCCAAAUUUAAGAAGUUUCAGCACCAGGGUGAUUUCAAAGAAUCAGAUGACGCAGCAGCUGAUUGCAAGAGCCUAACGAAGCUCAGAUGCGAGAAUAGAACUGAUGAAGCUCCUUCGCUUCCUGCAAAUGGUGAUGAACAUGUGGACCCUCGCACAAGCACAAAUACUCGCAGGGCAAAAAAAUCUGAGCCUAUGGACCCUCAAUCAAGCAGAAAAAUUCCCAAGGAGAAAAAAUCUGAACUCCGCCAUGAAAAUGGUCGAAAGAGAUCGCGUCGAUGCUUGAUUGAUGAUGAUGACCUUUUGAUUUCAGCUAUCAUAAACAAGGAUUUCAGCUCCAACAGCAAACAUAUUCCUCUGAAAAGAAGUAAAGCUCAUUCAAAAGUUGCAAGACAGCUCAAGAGUCAAAAUGGUAGUUGCAAAUUGCUUCUUCGGAAUCCUGGGAAAGGGGGAAAGCAUUCCAUCGAUGGAAAGUGGUUCUCCAGUGCAAGAACAGUGCUGGCCUGGUUGCUCGACACAGGUGUUGUGUCUGUGAAUGAUGUGAUCCAGUACCGGAGCCCAAAGGAUGGUGCAGUGAUAAAAAAUGGCCGGAUUACGAGGGAUGGAUUGCUCUGUAAAUGCUGCAACAAGAAGCUUUCGGUGUCUGAGUUUAAGGUGCAUGCUGGUUUCAAGCUACAACGGCCCUGUUUAAACCUUUUCCUGGAGUCUGGUAGGCCAUUCACACUAUGUCAGCUUCAGGGUUGGUCUUCUGAAUACAAGGCCAGGAAAGGUGUCAGAAGGCAAGUGCAAGUAGAUGAGGUGGAUCAAAAUGAUGAUACUUGCGGUCUCUGUGGCGAUGGCGGGGAGUUGAUAUGUUGUGAUAACUGUCCAUCUACUUUUCAUCAGUCGUGCUUGUCCACUCAGGAACUCCCUGAAGGCAAUUGGUACUGCCCAAACUGCACUUGUGAGAUUUGCGGGGAUCUGGUCAAUGAGAAAGAGACUUCAUGUUCCUUGAUCGUAUUACAGUGCUCACAAUGCGAGAACAAAUAUCACAAAAUGUGCAUAAAUGAAAACAGUAUAUAUAAAGAAGUGGCCUCUGGUACAUGGUUUUGCGGAGGAAACUGUCAAGAGGUUUACUUAGGUCUACAUUCCCGUGUUGGAAUCCUAAACCGUAUUGUAGAUGGUUUUUCCUGGACACUUUUGAGAUGCAUUCAUGGUGACCAAAAGAUUCAUUCUGCACAAAGAUUUGCGCAGAUGGCAGAAUGCAAUACAAAAUUAGCUGUGGCACUUAGUAUUAUGGAGGAGAGCUUUCUCCCCAUGGUGGAUCCAAGAACGGGCAUAGACAUGAUACCUCAUGUUUUAUACAACUGGGGAUCGGAUUUCACACGUUUAAAUUAUCAAGGAUUUUACACUGUGGUCUUGGAGAAGGGUGAUGAACUUGUUUCUGUAGCAUCCAUUAGGGUGCAUGGAGUUACAUUGGCAGAGAUGCCACUUAUUGCCACUUGUAGUGAACAUCGGCGCCAAGGGAUGUGUCGACGCCUUAUGAAUGCAAUUGAAGAGAUGUUAAAAUCUUUCAAGGUCGAAAUGCUGGUAAUCACUGCAAUCCCGACUUUAGUGGAGACAUGGACAUCAGGUUUUGGCUUUAAAGCCAUGAGUGAUAAAGAGAAGAAACAAUUAACUCGCAUGAAUUUGAUGAUGUUCCCUGGAACAACAUUGCUCAAAAAGACCUUGUGCAGAAUAGAAACUAUGGAAACUGAAGAAGCAGGACUGGAUGCUGGAUUGUCCUUGAUAACAGAUGCUUCAAGGGAAGUUGGUGUUUGCGAUGAAAAUACCGUUCUUGACCCUGGGCCACAAUCUGUUGGAAUUGACCUGGAAGCAAAUCAUGUGCUCCAGAACUGCAGGGCUCUGCCAUUAGAAGAAGAACAACGGCAUAGUCAGCCAAAACAUUUUAUGGAGUUGUAUGCUAGCGAACCUGCUUCAACACUUGCAGAAAGCAAUCGCGGAGAUGCUUCUAACAUUGAUUGUUGCAGUGCAGGGAUAGAAAACCUGGACACAUGUGAUGGCAGUAGGCUUGUUUCCACUUGGCAAGUUGCUAGUGAGACGUCACUUGGUAAUGCUGUGGGUGCAGAAAUUCAUGCCGACCCAAGGUCCAACAAUUCCCACAAAACAAGAUUGGAUUGCGAAGUUGCAGCAUUGGGAAACAUGGACUUUCUUGCUAAGGUGAGUAAAGCAAAUUGCAUGAGAAACCAGGAAAGUAUAGGCUGCUUUUCUGAUUCCUUGUGUACAAGGGAGAAUGGAGAUGGCGGUGGAGCUGAAGAAAAAGAUGGUAUUACUGGAACACGUGAUGCAAGAAAGACUAUGAUAUCAUCAGAAGGGGAAAAUGGAAGCUACCCUCUCCUGAGAUCGGUGGAGAAAGGAGAGGAUCCUCUGAUGCUAGCCCCCAACUCAAACAUGCAGAAUCAUGGAGAGCUCGGUAUGGAACAUCAUUGUCAAGCAUCUUCGCUGAAGGUUUCUAAAGCAGCAGCUUGUUUGGAGGGGGGAGCUACUUUCCAUUCAGGUUGUCAGCUUGUCAGUGGCAUCCCAGGCAAUGGGAGUUUUGCUCAGCAAGAUUGACCUGACAGGAAAUUCCAGGACUGGUUAUGAGUGGUCUUGGUCUUUUCAAACAAAAAAGCGGUUGUUUCUGUGAAUGGAAGUUCAAUGGUUUACAAAUUUCCUGUGGAAGCCAAAUGGGAUUUGGAAAUCCAGCUGCCAAUGGAAGAAAGUCUCAGACCCAACGUCACAAACAUGUUCAUUAUGGUCCACCCUGCAGUAAACCACUUUCGCUGGAUUGUUUGAGUUUUGGAACAUUGACGGUAUGAGUCAAACUAUUGACUUAGCUGUUGUUAGAGGUGAGAAGGUGGAAUGCGGACGUCUAACUCAGACAAAUAGUACUGUUUCUCUUCUGGUAUUCACUUUCAAGCCGCCACUGAAACUUUGAUGCAGACAUCGGCUGGUGUCUGGUGUAUCAUGACUUCAGUGGUUGUUCUUUCUGGCUUCUUGGGGGGGGUGGGGUAGUGGAAGUUGUACAGGUGUUGCUGAGAAAAUUCUUGCACAGUCCAAACCGUCGGUCUCCAAGGUCAUGUUUUGGUCAUUUGGAGAUAAAUUCGGUGUUGUGGAGGAAGCUGGCUUUGUGAUCCAUGGAUGGCGGCUGUCGAUGGCUGUAGAUUAGGUGACAGGUCCCACAUUUUGAAGACAGUUGCUAGAGAACCGAGUCGACUGAUGGGGACGGUUCUUGUAAAUUUCCGUACCAUAGAGUGCUGAAUGAAGAGAUCUCCAGUUAGGCAUUUCAAAGGAGAUCUUUGGCGCACUCACCUGUUCCACUGCGAAUUUGCAUCAAUCUGGUACAAUGUAAAGCAUUUUGUCGGUGAAAGGAAAUGAUUUCACGCA